Coffea eugenioides is the source of this 2233-nucleotide messenger RNA. Its product is annotated as heparanase-like protein 2. Gene Ontology annotation, molecular function: beta-glucuronidase activity. The record is from RefSeq and is a predicted model, not a curated record. Gene Ontology annotation, cellular component: plant-type cell wall; membrane. The coding region runs from base 312 to 1919 and encodes 535 amino acids. The transcript is spliced from 10 exons. NCBI's taxonomy places the organism in Eukaryota, Viridiplantae, Streptophyta, Magnoliopsida, Gentianales, Rubiaceae.
AUAGAUUUUGACCUCUGAUGCUGACACCUCAUAACUCAUAAGAGCCAGAUAUAGCUGAGUUUUUCUGAUUAUCGAAAAAUAAGUAGAGAAAAUUGAAUACGUUUCCGACCCAUUUCAGCUCACACAUUUCUCUUGUGAUUAAGUGGGACAUUAGCAUCCAAACCACAUGAAUAAUGCCAGAAAAGUUCUGGUCUUUACUGGUGAAAAAGUACAUUGCAACUUCUUGAUUUACUCUGUCUAGGAGUUAAGCUUCAGCUUUCCUGUUGAUGGUGGAUUUGUGCUUCUUGGGGUGAAGCUAUUUUAGUGUACUAAUGGGUUGGAGGACAUCUGGUGUAAUCUUUCUGGUAUUUCUCCCCUCAAUUUUGGCACAAAAUAUAGGAAAUGCAGUACUGCUCAUUGAUUCAACAGCAAAAUUUGCUGAGACAGAUACUAAUUACAUAUGUGCCACCAUUGAUUGGUGGCCUAAAGAGAAAUGCAACUAUAACCAGUGCCCAUGGGGAUCUUCAUCUCUUCUAAAUCUGGACUUGUCUCAUCCUUUUCUCUCCAACGCCAUUCAAGCUUUCAAGAAUUUAAGAUUAAGACUUGGAGGUUCUUUGCAAGACCAAGUUCAUUAUGAUGUUGGAAACAUUUCUUGCACACCAUUUGUGAAACAGAAGGAUGGGUUGUUUGGAUUUUCAAAGGGUUGCUUACAUAUGAAAAGGUGGGAUGAGUUGAAUAGCUUUUUCAAAAAGACAGGAGCACUUGUGACCUUUGGCGUCAAUGCACUAUAUGGGAGGCACAAGAAUAGAAGGGGUGUUUGGCAAGGGGAAUGGGAUUCUAGCAAUGCCCAUGAUUUUAUUAAAUACACAAUCUCUAAGGGAUACCAUAUAGAUUCAUGGGAAUUUGGUAAUGAGUUGAGUGGGAAGGGAGUUGGCGCCAGUGUUGAUGCUGAACAGUAUGGGAAAGAUGUUUCUAAUCUGAAUUCUAUCAUCAUUGAAGAGUACAAGAGUUUCCAUCCUAGACCUUUUGUCUUAGCACCAGGGGGUUUCUUUGAUAAGGACUGGUAUUCUAGGCUCCUUCUAGUUUCAGGUCCUCAAGUUGUUGAUGUCCUGACCCAUCACAUCUAUAACCUGGGUGCAGGAGUUGACCACAAUCUUAUUAAUAAAAUCCUGAACCCGCACUACUUGAGUAAGAUAGAGGCCACUUUUGGCAAUCUUAGCAGAAUCAUCCAGACCGAUGGUCCUUGGGCUUCUGCUUGGGUUGGUGAAGCUGGGGGAGCUUUUAACAAUGGUGGUCGUCAUGUUUCUGAUACUUUCGUUAACAGCUUCUGGUAUUUGGAUCAGCUCGGUUUGGCUGCUAAGUUUGACACUAAAGUGUAUUGUAGGCAAACCUUAAUUGGUGGAAACUAUGCUCUCCUCGACACAACUACAUAUGUUCCAAAUCCAGAUUAUUACAGUGCAUUGCUCUGGCAUCAGCUUAUGGGAAGUGGAGUUCUUUCUAUUGACAGCAAUGAACCAUACUUGCGCUCUUAUGCUCACUGUUCAAAACAAAAAAAAGGAGUAACUUUACUCCUGAUCAAUUUAAGCAAUGAAACUGCAUUCAGUGUCGAUGUUGAAUCUGUCACACAUACAGACUUGCCCGUAGAAGAAAAAAACAAGAAAAAGUCUUUUCUGCAUAAUCUUAAGAAGACUGUUUCCUGGGUUGGAAGUAAAGCAGCAGAUGAAGAUCUGUUCCGAGAAGAAUACCACUUAACUCCCAAAGAUGGAGAUAUUCAAAGCAAAACCAUGCUGCUAAAUGGAAAACCAUUAAAACUUACUGAUGGAGGAGGCAUUCCAACUCUUGCUCCAGAAUUUGUGGAUCUAAAUUCUCCUGUAUUCAUUGACCCUUUGUCCAUCAAGUUCAUCGUAUUGCCCAAUUUUGGUGCUCCAGGCUGUAGGUGAAGCUUCUUUACUCCCCAGCAUCUGUUGGUGUAAGUCUUGCUGUAUUUUUAUGCUAGGAGAAUCAUUUUGGUUUAUAGUGUAUAUGUGUUCUUGAAGCAGUUGUAGUGAAUAAACCUGCAAAUGUAUAUCAGGUGAUCGCUAGUGAAAGUAAUGCAAAUGUUUGCGAGAAAAAAGGCGACUACCUCUGUGAAUUUACCCUUGUAAUCGAAUGAAUCCAUAUCUAGUGCUGUGUUAAUAUGCUAGAGAAUUGGACAUAGCCUGAUGCUGAUUUCUAUUCCUUGUGUUUCUCACUAAUAGGUUGAGGGGACAUCUUA